AUCUCAGGAGCAGCACAGGGCUAAUGGCUGCUGCUGAGAUGAGCGGAUGGGCCACAUCCUUUGAGUCCGCGGCGCUCCCUUCAAGAGGACCGUUAGCUCGGGCGACGCCGAGUUAAAAUGGUUUAUAUCCAAGCGGGGAAACAACUCAGAUCUGUAGUAUACAUCGCGAAGAUCGCCCUUCAAAUUGCAGAGUGGUAGUGGUCAGUUCAGCCUGCGUAACCUGUUACCAUGGCACUGAAGGACCGCGUGGAGUCUGUCCUAAACGUGGGCCUCCGUGUGCCCAGUAUCAUGCUGCUGGAUGUCCUGUACCGCUGGGACGUCAGCUCUUUCUUCCAGAAGGUCCAGAGAUCAAGCCUCUCCAACAACCCCUUGUUUCAGUACAAGUACUUGGCACUUUACCUGCACUAUGUAGGUUACAUCCUGAGCCUGGUGCUCCUGACUCUGCCUCGCCAGCACCUGGUUAAACUGUACCUGUACGUCCUCACUGCACUGCUUCUGUUUGCUGGACACCAAGUCUCAAGGGAUUACGUCCGCAGUGAACUGGAUUCCGGCAAUGAAGGACCGGUCUACCUGGAACCUCUUUCCAUGAACAGAUUCACCACUGCACUCAUAGCUCAGUUGGUUGUAUGCACACUCUGCUCCUGUGUAAUGCAGACCAAGAGGAUCUGGCUCUUUUCUGCUCAUCUGCUCCCUCUUGUGGCCAGACUGUGUCUCGUGCCACUUGAGACCAUCGUCUUCAUCAACAAAUUUUCUAUGAUCUUCACCGGCCUGGAGGUCAUUUACUUCCUAGCAUCUAACCUGCUGGUUCCUUACAAUCUUGCCAAAACUGCCUACCGUGAGCUGGCUCAGGUGGUGGAGGUGUACGGCCUGCUGGCUCUGGGCAUGUCUCUGUGGAACCAGCUGGUGCUGCCUGUUCUCUUCAUGUGCUUCUGGCUUGUGCUCUUCGCUCUGCAAAUCUACUCUUACUUCAGCACCCGCGACAAGCCCACCUCCAGAGAAAGACUGCUCUUCCUCUUCCUCACCAGUGUUGCAGAAUGUUGUAGCACACCGUACUCCCUUCUUGGGCUGGUCUUCACUGUGUCCUUCAUCGCUUUGGGAGUUUUGACGCUCUGCAAGUUUUACUUGCAAGGAUACAGGGCCUUUAUGAACGACAACACCAUGCACCGGGGCAUGACUGAGGGCAUCACUCUUCUGAUCCUGGCAGUUCAAACUGGUCUCAUUGAGCUACAGGUGAUCCACCGAGCCUUCCUCCUCUCCAUCAUCCUCUUCAUCGUUGUGGCUUCCAUCCUGCAGUCCAUGCUGGAAAUAGCUGACCCCAUUGUCCUGGCUCUGGGAGCAUCCAGAGACAAGAGUCUUUGGAAGCACUUCCGAGCUGUGAGUUUGUGCCUGUUCCUGCUCAUAUUUCCAGCCUACAUGGCUUAUAUGAUCUGUCAGUUCUUCCACAUGGACUUUUGGCUCCUCAUCAUCAUCUCCUCCUCAAUCCUCACCUCCCUGCAGGUGCUGGGGACUCUGCUGAUCUAUGUGCUGUUUAUGGUGGAGGAGUUUCGUAAAGCUCCAGUAGAAAACAUGGAUGAGGUCAUCUACUGCGUCAAUGGCACCUAUCGUCUGCUGGAGUUUCUGGUUGCUGUGUGUGUGGUGUGCUACGGCGUGUCAGAGACAGUUUUUGGAGAGUGGAGUGUAAUGGGCAGUACCAUCAUCCUGGUGCACUCGUAUUACAACGUGUGGCUGCGGGCGCAGCUGGGCUGGCAGAGCUUCCUUCUCCGAAGAGACGCCGUCAACAAGAUCAAGAGCCUCCCCACAGCCAGCAGCUCCCAACUGGAGCAGUACAACGACAUCUGCGCUAUCUGCUACCAGGAGAUGAAUAGUGCUGUGAUCACCCCGUGCAGUCACUUCUUCCACGCUGGCUGUCUGAAGAAGUGGCUCUACGUCCAGGAGACCUGCCCUCUCUGUCAUUCACAGCUCAAGAGCCAAUCAGCACCCCCACCCACCCCCACCCAGGACGGUCCCGCCGCUGCCGACCCCCACCCUGCUGGUCAGGAAGAGGGUGCGGCCACACCUGAGCAAGAAGAUGCCACCUCUGCAGAAAAUGCACUUACACAUGGAGAGGGAUCAGGACAAGAGGAAGACGAAGGAGCCGCUGAUAAUUCUUCAAAUACGGAGUACACUUGUUCUCAACAUCUCAAAAUUGCGCCUUCAUCCAGCUCUCAUCAUAAGCCUCAUUCACAUCCUGCUGACUCACAAGAGGACAAUUCUCUAACCCCUCCCUCAAAUUCUCAUGGUUUGUCUUUAGAGCCAACGGCUAAAGCCAACACGGCCAUCUCUGAUUCUGAGCCCAUCUCAAACACAGAAUACCCAGAAUCCUCUUCUGAGUUCCCCUCGCAGGCUGACCCUCUUAGUCUUCUGCAAAAGAAGAGGCAGUAGAAAGCUAUCACUGAGCCACAUGACUUCACAUAUUAUCAAAAUCAUCAUAAUUUAUUUUCAAAAUAUGAUUCAGAUAUCCAUGAUGUACAUCUCCCUCUCUUAGCAUUGUGCUGUAAAGUGGUUCUUUAAAGCAUUUCAGAAGGAUGGGCUGAAUUAUCUUUUUCAUUAUACCAAAAGUGCAACAGGAUUUUUUUCUAUCCAGAUGUGGGAGAAGUCAUGCAGUCAUUCAUGUCCAGGAAAUGUGAAAUUCUAAAGAACUGAAGCAUCUUUUCUAAUCAUCAAAAGUUCUUAAUCAGUUUACAAAGUCAUCCUUACUAUUUCACUCCAACCAUUUCAUGCAGAACUUUCAAAUUUAUAUUUUUGCCGCUCUCUGCCACUGCUGCUGUACUAUUUGUGGUAUUGGGACUUCAUUACUUUCCUCUGCAGCAUGUGCCAUGGUUUAAACAGAUUUAAGACUAUCAAUUAUGGCUGGACCUCAAAUAGGUCUUAACAUUUCAUAAAAAGUUUUAAUGUGGAGCGAUAUAUAAUUCUCGAUGCCAUCAAACAUCUAAGGCUUGGUGCUAUGUUUGCUUUUUUAUUUACAGGUCUCGUGUAGAUCCAGGUAAUUCCGUUUUCAUUUCCAUAUCAUGAUAUCGAUCAAGCAACUUACUGUAUUUGAUUUGAUUGGAGCCUCUGUAUUAUUAUUAUUAUUUUGUUGCUUUGAACACAUUACCUUGCAUUUCACACUUGUAUACCUAUGAAAACAACAAACUCUGUCUAUACAACACUUAAUAACAACUAUUUUGUAGACAGAAAGAAAAAAAUGCAAUGUUUCAUGUCACCACCAGAUGUCGCCAAAGGCCUACACACUGCACCUUUAAGCCUCCAUGUGGCAAACUGAUUCUUUUUUAACUCAUUGCUCAGAUCUGACUUGUUUGGCUGGUCCCAACAAAAUACAUUCUCACAGCCAAACCUAUUAUACUGUUAAAUAUAAAGUUAUUUUUACACUGCUUUUUUAUAAAUGGUUGUUUUAUGGUACUCAUUUCAAACAGCUUAAAAUACAAGUAAAUCAUUUGAGCCAUCCUUCACGCUUGUAGAAACCUAGGGCAUGCUAAUAUAAUCACAUCAACCUUAAUCAAAAAUAUGCUGCCCUGUCACUUGAAUUUGUAUUGUCACUAGUACCAGCUAAUUGGACAUUUUAGACACACUCCAGCAUUUGUUGGAUUGUAAUGAAAACGUGGUUCUUAAAUGUUUCAUAUAUGCUAUAAUCUGAUGCACGCUUGUACGUAGAGCUUGCCUGUUGCCACUACACCCAUUUUAACAUUUGUUAAGCUAUGCUACCUUUGCUACUGUAUUUUUGCCACUUUUUUUAAUUUUACUUUUAUUUUGGGUCGCUAUUGCACUAAUGUUCUUUCUACUCGCAACGCUCCAAAGCUGUGGCUACCAAACUUUCCUAAAAUCUGUGUGUAAUUAUAUUAUUCAUGUUGCUAUGUAUGAAUCAUAGUUACAGUGUUGAUUGGGGCUUGGUUUCUCUAUAGCUUUAGUAUAUUUUAAAACAGCUUUGAGAAAAUCAAGCAACUUUCAACCAGCCAGUGUUACUGCUUCUCCUGUCGAUAUGAAGUGCUGUAAAGCUGAUGUGAUCACUCCAAUGCCCUCUACUGGUAGGAGUGGGAUUAGCAAGGCGCUGAAUGACGGGACAUAGCACAAGUCGACAGUAUUAUUUACUAUUAGGACUAUUGUUGAUAUGGUCUUACUGCUAUGAAUGACUUUUUUUCUGGCAUGCGCUGAGGCAGGACUAUGUAUGAAUACAGUUUAUUUGUAGGAUCAUUCUUGCUCAGCGUUAUGUAACUCAUUGUGUUUCUUUUUUAAAAGCUGAAAUGUAGAAAUGUAUUUUGCACAGGUUUCUCAAAGAGGUGAAUAUACAGCAUAAUCUUGAAUGACUACUUUUUAUUCUUCAUUCUUUACAGUUCUACUUUGAAAUUAAGCACUUAAAUGGCUAGAAGAAUUUGACUGUUUUCAAUGGAGCACUUAUGAGAUAUUCAGAAUGGGAGAACAAAUCCAUGCUUUUUUGUGCAAGCUUUUUGUCUCUCCAUAAUGUAAUUUUUUGUAAUCGUUCCUCUGGAGUUUCUGAGUCUUAAGUCUUCAUCCUCUACCAUCUUCUUUUAUGUUUUUUUUUUUUUUUUUUUGCUUCCACUUUCUCACAGUAAGAAAGCCAAUAUGCCAAUUGGAAAAAUCACAACUGUGAUGAAGAAUUCUAGAUGUAAUGAACUUUAGAGAUAUAUUCUGUUUGUGCCCAAAACCAUGUUUCAGUGUUGUGGUACCUGAAAGAAGCAACAGUAUUCUCAGCAGCAUUAGAGUAGUAUUAUUUCAUAAACAAUGGCCAUUUGUAUUUGAAUUCAAAUUAGCAGUAGUUACAUUAUAGACAGUAUCACUAACUGUGUUUGCCAAAGAUAUGGCAUUGUUCAGUCAACUUUUUUAUUCUUGAGUGCCAACUCCAUUCACAGAUGUUAGUAUUUUUGAAACUUGCACUAUUUAGUAUUCUUAAGAGAAAAGUAAACUGUUUUGUGUUUCCUUCCUAAAAUUGCUAGAAAAAUACUUAGCUUGACAUUUUUGUUAUAGACCUAAGCCAGCUGUUUGUUACUGUUGCUUCUGUUGGACCACUUUCUGGCCCCUGUUGAUGGAUGCUCCUCGUAGAUUUUGUUGACGUAAUUGUCAGUAUACCAUUUUACAAAUACAUUUUUGAAUCAAUAACGACCUCCUCUGUAAAACUGUUACUGUUACUCUGUUGGUUAUGCUACGAAACUGAAUGUGAGAAAUAAAAUGAACGAUCCACUUUGAA
Molecule: messenger RNA, 5239 nt
Organism: Boleophthalmus pectinirostris (great blue-spotted mudskipper)
Lineage: Eukaryota; Metazoa; Chordata; Actinopteri; Gobiiformes; Gobiidae
Product: RING finger protein 145
Exons: 12
Coding region: 229-2421 (730 amino acids)
Cellular component (GO): endoplasmic reticulum; endomembrane system
Molecular function (GO): zinc ion binding; ubiquitin protein ligase activity
Source: RefSeq, a predicted model, not a curated record